Schistosoma rodhaini is the source of this 1799-nucleotide messenger RNA. The record is from the annotation of a GenBank genome assembly. Lineage: Eukaryota; Metazoa; Platyhelminthes; Trematoda; Strigeidida; Schistosomatidae.
AUGGUUGUUGUUGUUAUGGUGAUGGCGGGUGAAUUAAUUGAAAAUUUUGAAGUGGAAAAUAAUUAUUUGAGUGAAUUACCAUUUUCUGAAUCUCAAUUCAUUGAUUUUGAAGUGAUCAACAAAGAAUUGAAUGAAACCAACCAAUUGUUUGACUAUUUUAUUAAAAAUGAUGAAAUGCCUUAUACAAUACAAAAUGAACAAAUAAAAACUAAAGAAGAUUUAAAAAUUAUCAAGGGUAAAAAUUAUAUCAAACUACUGGACAUGAUAUUGAAUAGUAAAUUAAAACAAGAAAAAGAAAUUAAAGAAAAUACCCGAAUUUUACACAAACAAAUUGAAGAUGAAUUGAAUAAUUUAAUAAAUUCAAAUAAAAAAUUGAACAGAAAAUUUAAAACAUUUAAACAAAUCAAUCAAACAGAAAAUAAAAAACAAAAUUCAAAUCAGAUUGUACCAGUAGAUACUUAUGACAAUUUCACUGCUCUUUCAGAUGAAAUUUGUCGAAAUAUUGAAAAGUUUUUACAAUUAAAUGAUAAUUCAUUAUCACAAAAUAACAAUAUGGUAAUGAACGAAAACAACAAUGAUUACUAUCAAAACAACGUUCAAACAAACGAUUUGGAAGAAGAGACAACCUCCGAAUCCAUCUUUAAAACGGAGUACAUCAAAGAAUGUAAAACGAAUGAGGAAAAAGAAAGAGAAGACAGAAUAAAAAAAUUACUUGACCAAGAAAUAGAAGUUGAUUCAAGUACAUAUUUGCAAAACAAUCAAUGUAAUCAAUUCAAGAAUCAAAAUGCUUCAUUUAAUUCAUUCAACGGUAAAUCAAUGCAAAAUAAGAAGAAUUUCAUAAAACGCAACAUGGAGCUCGCGCCGCGUUGGAAGGAUGUAAUUCCAAUGACAAAUGAAGAAAAAGAACGACUAGAAGAAAUUCUAGCUGAAGAGAAAGAAACAAUGCAAAUUAUCGAACAGAACGAUAUGCUGCAAAAUGAACUUAAUACUGCCAUACACAACGAAUCUAGUGACUCACUUCAUAAUGAACGUUUUCUAUCGAUAGACAGUAUACGCAGUAAAUUAUGGUUAUGUUUAAAUAGAACCAGGAGAAAUGGUUCAUGUUCAGAUAUGGCAGUAUCAAAUAAUGAUGAUGACCAGAAUCCUUCAAACAAUCAACCUAAUUCAGUUAAUCAGAUAAUAUUGAAAGGAAAUUGCCAACAGUUAGAUAAUCAAAUGCUAGGAAUGUUAUAUCGUCUAAAUGAAAUUGAUGAACAGCUUGAAAAAUUUCAAAUUCAAAGGAAAAUAGACAGUGAAAAUGUAUCAGAAAUACUAUCCUCUUUAAGAUCAACUGAAGAAGAAGAAAACAAGAUCCUGAACGAUCAAAUACGCCCAAGAGAAUGUGCACUCAGUACAUACCAAGAAAGUCGCGAAUUAAAAGAACGCCUCAAUGAAAUUGAAACUCGACUAGCGGAAAUUCAAAAAAUUAGUUUUGAAGAGCUAAAUGCAAUUUUGUUUGUAAUUUGUUACACUAAAUUAUGGAGAAAUUCAUCUAAUAAUAUUGGACAAUUAAAUAUUGAUUUGAAUGAAAUAACACCGAAUAAUUAAUAAUCAUUAUUAAUUGUACCUCAGAUACACAGUUCUGUUCAGGUUUUCAUUGAACUAAAAUAAAGUCAAUAGAUUGGUUAUUCACGUGAUAUAUUCUUCUUAAACGGCAUUUUAAAUUCUUACUCACUUACUUACGCAUGUUACCCCUCGUGGAAACGUUUUUAUCAGAAGGGGUUUUGUGGAUAUUAUAGUAAUUUUAAUAGUUGAGAUCA